GAACGGCACUGCAGAAGCAGGCGAGUUUGCUUAGGUAUCGAUUUUACGAUCGUGUCUCUGGCGGUUAGUGUGUCCGAUUCGUUAGUUUUUAGUGGCCGUGCUCCUCGUUGUUACAUGAAGGAUUUUUACGUGAAUGGAAUUAUUAACUGUAAAUUGUUGUAAAUCUAACGUCCGUUGACUGUCGUGUAACUCGUCAUAAAACCAUGACUAAGGAUAGAUUAGCAGCCCUCGUAGCGGCUCAGUCGGAUGACGAUGAAGCGCCCGACGAGGUGUCCGUUAACGUGGGCGGGCAGGAAGAUUUCAUGACAGAAUUUUUUGCGGAGGUGGAGGAGAUCCGCGAAAUGAUUGACAAUAUCCAGACGAAUGUCGAGGAAGUGAAGAAGAAGCACAGCGCCAUCCUGUCGGCGCCCCAGACAGACGAGAAAGUCAAAAUGGAACUGGAGGAUCUAAUGGCCGAUAUAAAGAAAACUGCUAACAAAGUUCGAGCAAAAUUAAAGGUGAUAGAACAGAAUAUCGAGACGGAAGAGCAUACGAACAAAUCUUCCGCGGAUUUGAGGAUACGCAAAACUCAGCACUCGACAUUGUCAAGGAAGUUUGUCGAGGUUAUGACCGAGUACAAUCGGACGCAAACCGAUUACAGAGAACGGUGUAAGGGUAGAAUACAACGACAGCUUGAGAUCACGGGGAGAACUACGACUAAUGAAGAGCUCGAGGAAAUGCUUGAACAGGGAAAUCCUGCAGUAUUCACGCAAGGGGUGAGUUCUUAUACUCAAGUAAAAAUAAUUAUGGAAACGCAACAAGCCAAACAGACCCUUGCUGAUAUUGAAGCACGUCAUGCUGACAUUAUAAAACUCGAAAAUUCAAUCAGGGAACUUCACGAUAUGUUUAUGGAUAUGGCAAUGUUAGUCGAGAGCCAGGGCGAGAUGAUAGAUCGCAUAGAAUAUCACGUGGAGCACGCGGUCGACUACGUGCAGACGGCCACGCAGGACACCAAAAAAGCACUCAAGUAUCAAAGCAAAGCCCGACGGAAGAAGAUCAUGAUCAUGAUUUGUCUUGCUAUUCUUGCCGUUAUUGUUGCCACUACUAUUGGUGGAUACUUCGGACUGUGAACACCUAAACUAGGGAAGUUCACGAACAACGAGAUCAAACGAAGAGCAACAAACGUCUGGUUAAUCAAGUGCGCUUCGUUCGUUGUCAAUACGUUGUAUCACACUCAUAACAAUAAUAAUUAUAUUAAUAAUAAAAAAUCGUCUGGCACGCCGAUGAGUAACAAUUCACUGCUACGAUUUAAGUCAUACAGCAAGGUGAUCAUUACACCUCAUUACCAUUAUAAUAUUCAUAACAGUAAUAAUAAUAAAAUUAAUAUAAAUAAUAAUUAUAACUAUAAUACUAAUAAUAGUGACAUUAUUCAUACAAUCAUUAUCAGUAGGUCAUGACUAUAAAAACCAUUGCACCUUCAUUAAGUCGAAAAUCGCUGCCCGUAAUUUUAUUUUAUUUAAAAAAAAAUUUACAAUUUUUUUAUCGUCGAAACUUUUAUUUAAAAUAAUAAUAAUCAUGAUUAUUUUAAUUGUUACCGCAGUAUUCAAUUGAAUUAAUUUAAUUAACAUUAAUUGAAGUACUAAUCAAGUAUUCGAAAGCUGAUUUAAUUAAAUUAAACAAUAAUCGACGUUAAUGAGUUACGACACAGUGAAAUAAACAUAAUUAGAUUUUUAUUAUUAUUAUUAUUACUAUAUAUAAAAAUGGUCCAUCACUAAAAAAUAAUCAUUUAGCUGUCGGUACUUGAGGCAUAAGUUAAUUGAAAAUUAAAAACUAAA
Messenger RNA from Cotesia glomerata, 1814 nucleotides. Its product is annotated as syntaxin-1A. Gene Ontology annotation, biological process: exocytosis; intracellular protein transport; synaptic vesicle fusion to presynaptic active zone membrane. Lineage: Eukaryota; Metazoa; Arthropoda; Insecta; Hymenoptera; Braconidae. Gene Ontology annotation, cellular component: synaptic vesicle; SNARE complex; presynaptic active zone membrane. The transcript has 10 exons. Gene Ontology annotation, molecular function: SNARE binding; SNAP receptor activity. The record is from RefSeq and is a predicted model, not a curated record. Bases 204 to 1109 code for a protein of 301 amino acids.